GAAUCACCCUCCCGGGCAGGUUCCACGAGCUCAACAUCCACUACGGGGUCUUCCUGGGCGGGAUGGGUGACUUCACUGAGGUCUUCCUGGGACUCCUCGACGACUUCCGCGGCUGUCUGGACCAGGUGAUGUACAACGGGCUGGAGGUCCUCCGGGAGGUGCAGGAGGACCCUAAGUCGUCGCAGGUGUAUGGAGUCGAGUGGGAGUGUUCGGAGGAGUUCGAUGCCACCCCCGACGUGGCUAUCAGCUUCAUCAAACCCGGAGCGUACGUGGCCUUCCAGGACUCCUACCCCAGGACGGGAGGAUCCAUCAAGAUGGAGAUCAAGACGCAGUCAGAACACGCACUACUUCUCUAUAACACCGGGCCACCAUCCAGAUCCGAUUUUAUCGCCCUUGAGAUCUAUGAGGGUCACCUCAGGCUCAUCCUCGAUAAAGGCAAUGGAGCUGUCGGCCUCAACAGCUCCAUCUUCAUCAGUGACGGAGUGUGGCACAAGCUGGAGGCCCACUUCAAGCCUGCCUACAUGGAACUCAACGUCGACGACCACAUCGAGGACCAGCCAACCCACGUUGGCGAGAACAAGUUCUUUGACCUCUCCGGCUACCUCUUCAUCGGGGGAGUGGAGGUCAACAGGCAAGCCCGAGCUGUCAGCCAGGGGGCCAAGAAUGGUGACAAGAGCCUCGAGGGCUGCAUCCAGAGCGUGAGUGUAGGGGAGAAAAGCUUGAGCAUUCGGGACGCCCAGAUCACCCAGGGCAUCAAGGCCGAGUGCCAGUGGGCGUACCCAUGCCUCAAGAACCCCUGUGUGGAUGGCAGCCGCUGCCUUCAGGAAGGCACUGACGGGUUCAAGUGCGAGUGCGACCUGGCCCUCUGCGUGCGCCAGAACUUCACCACCGCCUACAAGGUCUUCACCAAAACUACUCUGCCCUUUGAUCUCGAGGUGCUGAGUCUGACGCCCAUGGAGGUGCAGGAGGGCGGCCAGGCGCUCAUCACCUCAGACCAUCUUAACCUCGUCCUCGACUAUGAGAAGUAUGGCGUCCGGGAGUCCGGCGUUCUCUUCCACGUGAUCACGCGACCGUCGCGAGGACGUCUUGACGUACACAUCUGGCGUCGUCCCGAGGACACCAUCUUCACCCUGCUGGACCUGAACAACGACCGCGUCGCCUACGUCCACGACGGCUCCGAGACCACUGAGGACUCCAUCGUGCUGGAGCUGGAGCUGGUGACCCGCUCCGGGUACAUUCUCCCUUCUUACCUGCAGUCUCGACACCGGUUCGUGUUGCCAGUCCGUGUGAUAGCCAGGAACGACGCGCCAACUCUCCAGCUGCCGCCAGGGAAGGUAUUGAGGCUGGCUGCUGGCACCACCAAGGUACUCACCCCUGAGAUCGUCUCGGUCGUCGACAGCGACACCCCGCCCAGCAAGCUCAGAAUAACAGUUCUUAACCUGAAGGAGCGCGAUGGAAGCUACCUGGAGAACUCCAAGUCGCCAGGUAUUCCUAUUCACUCCUUCACCCAGGAGCAGCUCAACCAGGGAGUCAUAUCAUACGUCCACCGAGGAGAACCCAAUACCAAGAUCGUCCUCAAAGUCUCAGACGGCAUCGAGACUGGAGAACCAACCAUCUUGAGAGUGGCAGCCUUCGACCUGCAAGUGUAUCUAGUCAACAACACGGGGUUGAGUCUCACCCACGGCAGCUGGGCCAUGAUCACCCCCAUGAACCUCUCCUACACCACAAACACUCCAGAACAAGACCUAGAGAUUCACUUUGACAUAACGGGUUUACCUCGUUUCGGCGCCGUCCAAAGACUGCGCAGCAGCGAUCGCUGGCAGAACGUGAACCAGUUCAGCAGUCGACAGCUGGAGAAGGACAAGAUAAGGUACAAACACACCUCUAAGGAACCCAGUGAAGAUGAGUUCAGGUUUAAGAUAUCUGCUGGUCAACAUAUGUUCCCAACAGAGUAUACCUUCGGAAUUUCGUUUGUGUCUGUUACGGUUGAUGUUAUCAGGAAUGCUGAGCUGCUCAUCGACAGAAUCCAGGAGAGUUUUAUCUCUGAAGGUUUUCUCCAGAGUGAGACAAAACCAGAUGCUACUCCUGGCAAAGAUAUCAUGUAUAAGAUUGUAAUUCCUCCAUUAUAUGGCGCUAUCUUCUUAAGCUCCGGAGACUUGACCCAACAUAAACAACUGGAAAAAGGUUCCACUUUUAGUCAGGAAGACAUUGCCAAAGGCAGAAUCAAAUACAAACUACACCGUAAGAGCUACUCAACUCUUCGUGAUUCCUUUCAAUUUCAAGUUUCCAGUAAUGGUCGCACCAGUGAGGUCCAUACCUUCAAUAUAAGACACAACCCGCCUCCUGUGGACGCUAACAUCGUUGUCGAACGCCUGGACGUUCAGGAGGGCUCCAGGGAGAAAAUUACAGACAAAUAUUUGAAUAUAGAAGUCCGAGGAAUAAGUAAUAUUGUUUUCAAUGUCACUUCGUCCCCUAAGCAUGGCUCAAUCAACAUAAUUGAUGAGUCAAUGAUUCUUCCAGACAGAAUAAAUACCACAUUCUUUACUUUACAUGAGAUCAAAUCUGGUUCAGUAUUUUAUCAACACGAUGAUUCAGAAACAACUAAAGAUCGUUUUCUGUUCGUGGCUUUAGCUGAGGAUCCAGAUGUGGAUUUUCAAUAUGUGGGAAUUAUGCACUUUCGAAUCAUCAUGAUCAAUGAUAAUCAUCCAAUCAGGAUCAUGGAGAAGGUUCUUAAUGUUGUCACACAAAGUGAAAGAGUUGUGACUUCCAAUGACUUGUUGUAUAUUGACCCAGACUUAGAUACUCCUUCAACACAGAUCCAGUACACCAGACGGAAAAUCCCAAAUGGUGAAUUUUUCCAUGUAGAGGACAGAUCCGAACCUGUAUAUUUGUUUACACAGGAAGAUAUCGACCGACGUCGCAUUGUGUUUCGCCAUGAUGGGCCUUCUUACGGCAAGGCUGUAAUCUCCGUUACGGACGGAGAUCUCUCCUCUACGGGCAUCUUGGAGAUCGUGGCAUCUGAACCCUUUAUCGAGAUUGUCAAUAACAGUGGGAUCAUUGUCCCACGAGGCCAGGAGGCCGUCGUCUCCAACUACAACUUGAGCGUGGAGACCAAUAUGAACGCGUGGGGGUCAGCUAUCGUGUUCUACGUCACCACACCGCCGCGAUAUGGCCGCCUGGUGAUGCAUGGACAGUCCGGUGUCAAGCAUCAGUUUACAGAGGCAGACCUUCAGACCGGAAAUCUCAAGUAUAUUAACAAAGGAGAACCCAGUUUUAGGGAUGAAUUUCGCUUCCAGGCGAGAAUCGGCGAUACAACCACUGACGGCAUCUUCGAGAUUAAGGUGUACCCGGAGAGCUACUGGGAGCCGCUGGUGGUGCUCAACAACGCCACGGUCAAGGUGGAGGAGGGCUCCAGGGUGACCAUCGACCAGGCCGCCCUCAAGAUCAUGCACCCUAAUAUAGCGCCCUCAGAUAUCACUUAUGUCAUCGUCCAGCGUCCUCAGAAUGGCUACUUGGAGGUCGACUUCGGCCAGACCACCACAUCAGAGUACGAGGAUGACGCCAGUCUCCUCAGACCUGAAGUGAGUGUGUUCGACCAAGCCCUCAUUAACGAGGGUCGAGUCCAGUACGUGGAGGUGGGCACUAACGUCACCAACGACCACUUUGUCUUCGACGUAACCAACGGGAUCUCCAGCCUCUCUCGCCUCGUCUUCGCUAUCCAGGUAAUCCCCAAGACGAUCUACCUGUCGGCGGGGCUGCUGGAGGUGGACGAAGGGUCCCAGACGAUCGUGACGGCGUCGGUGGUGACGGUGCUCACGGAGUAUUACAGCGACAAAAUUGCACAGUACCUAGUGGCGUCUCAGCCGACGGCCGGCCAGCUGGAGCUCUCUACCAGGCCGCGUCUGAGGGUGGAGGCCUUCACUCCGCUCCAGCUGCAGCAGGGCCUUAUAUCGUACGUGCACGACGGGUCUGAGCGGCUCCAGGACACCUUCAGCGUGGUGGCGGUGUCUGGGGUGCGGCAGAGUGUUCCCGCCGUAGUCAACGUCUCGGUCCGCGGCCUCAACGACGAGGCGCCGUUCGUCAUCAACAACACGGGUCUCACCAUCUGGGAGGGCAACACUGUUCGCAUCUCCUCCUCUAACUUGGCUGUGAUGGAUCCGGACACCCCCUCAGAGAACUUGACCAUCAGCGUAGCCACUCCGAGCUCGGGGUUCGUGGCCCUCUCAUCCAACCUCACCCACCCUGUGUCCGCCUUCACCCAGGCUGACGUCAACGAGGACCGAGUUUUUUUCAUCCAUACAGGUGGAUUGUCUGGGAUGUUUCGGUGGCAGGCGAGUGACCAGGUGCAUGGUACGGGCUCACACAUGUUCACCAUCACUGCUAAGGAGCUCCACCUCUCCCUCCACCAUAACAAGGAGCUGUGGGUGUUUCCUAUGAUGCAGCAACCCAUCACCCCUGCUGUGCUGCUCACUCUCACCAACGAUUACGACUCUCAUCGUUCUGUGGUAUACAUAGUCCGUCAAGCUCCCUCGCUAGGCCAGCUGCUUCUAGAGGAAGCAGGUGUUCGAAUGCCUGUAGAAAACUUCACACAGCGUCACAUCAAUGAAUCUCGUAUUGUUUUCGAGCACACUAAACCAUUUUCCGAGCUUUCUACUAGUGACAUAUUUGUGUUCGAUGUGGAAACACCAUUCGCUGAGCCCCUCAAGGACCAGGAAUUUCACGUGGAAGUGUCUGUGGCCAGUCCAGGAGGGGGAGGUCUGGAGCGGUACCUUGGGCUCGCACCUCUGGUAGUGGCAGAAGGAGGACAAGCCACUGUGCGCCCUGAUAACCUCAAUCUCUCUGCAGUGAUGGAGUUCAUAGAGGGCUAUCCAGGGGCUGUGAGCAUCGACCGGCCCUCACCAAAAUUAGUGACUACUGUAACUGUUAUCCCUUCUCAUGGGGUGUUCACUUUGCGGAAGAGAAACCUAACGGAAGGGUAUACCUUCACAGCUCGUGAUAUUGAGAAAGGUCGUGUUAGAUAUGAUCACGAUCACAGUGAUACACUCUCAGAUACGUUAGGAUUUAGUGUCUCUUUGGCAGGUAAUGGAUCUUCACCUGAUGUACUCUUGUUCAAUGGCUCUCUGAAUGUAAGCGUGACACCUGUGAAUGACCAGCCAUUCACACUGGAAACAGCAGCACCUGUUCUAAAAGUGGUGCACCGGCAAAAUGCUGUUAUUACCAAUGAAAGUCUCCUGACCACCGAUCCCGACAACAUGCCUAGUGAGAUUAUGUAUGAACUGAUGGGUGCUCCAGACCAUGGGCGCCUCAUUUUAGCUGAUAACUACAGUGUAGCCAUUCAAUCAUUUUCCCAGCUGGACGUGAAUACAGGGCGAAUUUUGUAUGCCCAUGAUGGCACUAACGGAUCAGCAAGGUUCUAUUUCAAAGUGUCUGAUGGAAAGCACAAGCCAAAAUAUACUGUAUUUACAAUUGAAAUACAGCCUUUGACACUAGAGCUGGUUAAUCACUCUGUCAUCCCACUCCGCCAGGCUACCACUGUUGCCUACCUUUCUCCACAGUAUCUUGCUGCAGUAACUAAUGGUAACCAUAACCAUAUAUUCUACAACAUCACCAGACCACCUAGGUUUGGUCGUUUAUACAUGAACGAUCAGGUGGUACACACCUUUGGCCAGGUGAAUGUCGAUAAGGGUGAAGUGCUAUAUAUGCAGAUGGAACUGAGUGAACCUGCUGACAACUUUCGUGUUGAUAUAUGGACGUGGGAGGCUACAGUGCAAGAUGUGGAAGUUCGUGUGGUGGUUUUACCAUUGGUCGAGUCCAAACCACUUAUAGCAGCAGUAGGUGGUCGGACAUGCCUCUCUCUGGAACACUUAGACGCUUCACAGCUUGCUACAACUACGGGAAGUAACCCUGUCUAUAAGGUAAAGAGACGGCCUCGUUUUGGUAGAAUAAAAAAGGUGAGCCAACGACUUAGGAGAUCAGUUCGCUCACAUGAAGUCCAUGAGUUUACCCAUGAAGAAAUCCGAGCUGGUUUAAUAUAUUAUGUUGCAAGAAAUCUCAAUUUAAAGGCUGAUGAGCCAUUGCAUGAUGCAUUGCAUUAUGUGCUACAGGUUCCCGCACCUGGGGUACAGCCAGCUGAAGGCACAUUGCACUUCACUCUAGUUGAGGCAGGUUUGGAUGAGGGUGCAGAACCUCCUAGACACUUGCGGCCAGAGCUUCCACCUUCUAUCCGUGGCAGUUCAGAACCUAGUACUCCUGGGACUGGAAACUCUGGCUUGUUCUUGGGUAUUCCUAAAGAUUAUGUGAUGAUGGUGGUGGCAGCUGUUGUUGCUGUCGUUGCAAUCAUUGCUGUCAUCGUUGUGGUACGAUGUGCAACAAGGCGUCGACACUCAGAUAAGAGAAGCGACGUUGGAAUGGAUGCUGAUGUAGCGUCACUACCCCCACCACUCCCAUCAGAUUCAAGACCAAAUUCAUUUAUGACUGAUGACCUAUCAGAGCUAGAGUGCCGACCCCCAGAGCUGCCAUCAUCUCCUCGGCCUGGUCGGCACCACCUGCAUCACCACCUCCACCAUAAUGGUGGCAGCGGUGGGUUGGGUCUGGCCGCCCACCUCACAGAUUCGGAGGCCUCGUGGCCCCACGACGCCUCACGUGAGGUGUCACCAGCAGUGCCUCAGUGUAAGGUGACGCCCCUCUGUACAGACACAGCGCCUCGUGACCCUCCUUACGACCCCCUUCUGGCUGGCUAUCCUUAUGGCGUGGACAACCAGCAGGCCGAGGAGUGGGGUCUUUAUGAGAAGCACCAGCCCAGGACCACCAACCCUAUGCUCAGGAAGAACCAGUACUGGGUAUAGAACUCAGCAGGGUGGGCAAACCACCACAAAUGGGGACUGUGACACCUCACGGAGGGAGACAUUAUGUCACCUGGCAAUGGCAUAGGUCCCACCGAGGGUAGUGUAGCCUACGAAGACUGACAUGGAAUGGGUCAUCUUCAUGUGAAGCACCUGCUGUAGACUUGGGGAUGUGGAAACCAUGCUUGUCGUCUUUCACUAUACCUAUGCAAUGUAACAGUUUCUCGGGAGACAGGCGAUGGUUGAGGUAAGGAAGUGGGUUACGUCACAGCACACACUUAUAGAGCUUUGUGUUAAUCAUAUUAGAUCACAUACUAGUGUAUGGCAGAAAACAGUGUGUGUGUGUGAUUAGCGUUCCUCGUAUGAAUGGUCUUCCGUCGCAUUAUUCAUAGGAAAUAUGCUACUGUACUUGUAAAUAUAUACAAAUAUUAAGUUAUUUUGAAAUAAAGAAAUGCUCUUUGUAUUUGUACAGAUUAGUGCCAAAGAAUUUAUAUAUUAUUUGUAAUAAAACUGUAAACGAAUGGAA
This is a messenger RNA of Procambarus clarkii (red swamp crayfish), 7368 nucleotides long. Lineage: Eukaryota; Metazoa; Arthropoda; Malacostraca; Decapoda; Cambaridae. The record is from RefSeq and is a predicted model, not a curated record.